AUGGCGAGUGGGUUUUGGGUGGUGAAGAUGACGGAUCGGGCCCACCUGAUCUCGGCCUAUAUUACCCCAUUUGGACUUUUCGAGUGGAAUCGGAUAUCUUUUGGGCUGAAGAAUGCGCCGCAGAUCUACAAGCGGAUGAUCGACAACGCCCUGUAUGGGUUCACCCGGAUUCCGAAACUGGCAGGUGAUCUGGAGCGUCUGGAUGUAUCCGAGGCCGGAGAACCUGAAGAUCUUCUGGAGGCGUGCGACAAAUGGAACUUGUCGAUCAGCGUUGUCAAUAGUUUCUGGGGCAUGCCCAACGUGGAAUAUCUCGGUCACAAGGUAUCGCACGAUGGACUGGAGGCGAAUCCGAAGGAUCUGUCGGCGUUGACGGAUCUCGGGGAGAUCGACUAUGCUGCGAUGGAGAAGGGCAUGAAUCGAAGCCGGAUCCAGCUAGCCCUAGCGUCGGAAUCCCCGGAUCCGGACAUGUCGACUAAGGAUCCGACGUGUCCGCAACGCGGAUCCGGAUCUGCGGGAUCCUUCAAGGUGCUAAAGGAGAAGAUCGCGAAGACGCCGAUCUUACGUCACUUCGAUCCGGAUCGGCAAGCUGUGGUAGUUGUAUAUGCCAGGGAUUGGGCGAUCUCCGGUGCAUUGAUGCAAGAGUAUGAUCAGAUCUACUAUCCAGUGAUGUUCGCGAGCCGUACGUUGAAAUCCAACGAAUUAAACUAUGGGAUCGCCGAGAAAGAAGUGUUAGUCUUGUUGCGGAUCCUGGAUCUCAACUAUAAUACUUUGGUCGCCUGGGACACGUUACGUUCACCCUGGAUCUUCGAGAUCGUCAAGUGUAACAAGGGCGAGGACGAGAUCCUGGGCACAUUAAUAGCCAGUAUCACUCCCAGAUCUGAAGUCGACAAAGCGCUGAUCUCGAUCGCCCCGAAGAAGGAGCCGAGACGCAAGCUCCAAGCCCCGAUCCCGACGGUGAGAUCGUAUGAGGAUAUGUAUGUUGCUAGCUUCGACGGAUCUGCCCGUGUCAAGCGAGGUGGAGGAACCUACAGCGCGAUCCUGUGGAAAUUACCUGAGUGGACUGUGGUGAAGGCCAGAUCCGGCUAUGUCGAGGGUUUAACUGUCAAUGAGGCCGAAUAG
This is a messenger RNA of Phytophthora megakarya, 1119 nucleotides long. NCBI's taxonomy places the organism in Eukaryota, Oomycota, Peronosporomycetes, Peronosporales, Peronosporaceae. The record is from the annotation of a GenBank genome assembly.